GUGGAGGCAGAUUGUAAAUAAACUGAAUGGAUGUACCACUCAGCAGUUAUCUAAGCGAGUCUGGCGACGAUUAUUACCUAAAUCCCUAUAAUUAUUUUCUCCGGGUGGUGUCGAGUGGAGCUGUCCGGCGUUAUCUACACAGCAGAGGAAGGAAUGAUCUUAAUGUUUAAUAUACAUCUGUGGACGUUGGGUAACGUAGCAAGCUUCAGUGAAGUCAUUCCAGGCCUCUCCUGUUAGACAGACUUGUCUGCUGAAAAAUUCAAUACCAGACAAGCGAGAAAACCUGUUUAUUUCAAGCACAUAUCUACUCAGUAUCUGUAGUGUUGCGCUGUCGCUACGGUCUGCUCGCGAGCUAUCGUUUUUCUGUCACGUCUUUUGGCGCGAGCGUUCGAUUUUUCGUCGCUCGCGGGACACUUCGCGCACCCUUAGAGCAUCAGUGACCGAUGCCACCGGCUCGUCUAACCCAGAUCUCGUAAGAUUUAGCCAAAAGUUCAAAACCAGACCAGGGCUAGUCACCAGCUAGCCAAGACCUACAGCAGUUAGCUUUAACAGGGAACAUUGAUGCAUGGUUUGAAUUACGUUAAUAGUAAAGAUCAAGAACACUAGAGAUGUCGGACACUAGUAAAGAAGUGGUGGAUCUGGUGUGGGGCAGACCCAGCUGCGGGGCUGUGCCUGCCUCUCUCUUCCGCAGGUGGUCUCAAGGCUUUGUCUUCAGCGAAUCAGAGUGCACUGCACUGGAGCAGUUUGAAGGUGGGCCGUGCGCAGUCAUCGCACCCGUGCAGGCUUUCCUGUUGAAGAACAUUCUGUUUAACAACGAAGGCUCAAGCUGGAGGGAUAUCUCAGAGGAAGAGCAGAGGACGGUCCUGUGCUCCACACUCAGUGAGAUCUUGGAGUCAGCCUGCCUCAAUAAGACACUGGCUUUUCACCUGUCUACCUGGCCUCGUGCCAAGACAACCGACAGCACUGACAUCACAGACAGUCAUUCAGAGCCAGAGUCUAGCCAACCGACCGACCAACAAUCUGCUUUGGCUGCUGAAGAGCUUGGCUUUGAGAGAUUUCACAGUGUCAUACAGAAAAGAACUCUCAGAACUGUUGCUGAACUUAGAGAGGCCGUGUUGUCUUUAUAUGACACAUGGAGGAACAAAUUCGGGGUUCUGCUCUUUCUGUACUCGGUCAUACUUACAAAGGGGAUUGAGAACAUAAAGAAUGAGAUCGAAGACGCCUCUGAAUCUCUUAUUGACCCUGUGUUUGGCCAUGGCAGUCAAAGUCUCAUCAAUCUACUGGUGACCGGUCAUGCUGUGUCCAAUGUGUGGGAUGGUGAUAGAGAAUGUUCUGGAAUGAAGCUUCGUGGCAUCCUUCAGCAGGCCUCUGUUGGCUUUCUCACACUAAUGGAGUCAAUGCGCUAUUGCAAGGUUGGCGCGUUUCUUAAGUCUUCAAAGUUCCCUAUUUGGAUCCUUGGCAGCGAGACUCAUCUCUCAGUAUUCUUCACUAAGGAGAUGGCUUUGGUGGCCCCUGAGUCUCCAUCAGAGCAGGCCAGAAGAGUCUUUCAGACCUUUGACCCAGAAGAUAAUGGAUUCAUUCCAGACACGCUGCUUGAAGAUGUUAUGAAAGCUUUGGAUCUUGUGUCUGAGCCAGACUAUGUGAAUCUGAUGAAGAGUAAGUUGGAUCCAGAGGGCUUGGGUGUCAUUCUGUUGGGACAGUUUCUUCUGGAGUUCUUCCCUGAUCAGGAUUCAGCAAUCCCAGACACAUUUCCUGUGUAUCACUAUAACGGCCUGAAGCAGUCCAACCACAAUGAGAAGGUAAGCUAUGUUGAGGGUACCGCUCUGGUCAUGGGUUUUGAGGAUCCUAUGGUACGGACAGACGACACCCCAGUCAAGCGCUGUCUACAAACCAAGUGGCCCUACAUCGAGCUCCUGUGGACCACAGAGAGGUCGCCCUCCCUCAAUUAACCUCUCAUUUUCACCUGCCAUCUUUUGGCUGCACAGCCCUCGAGGAACGCUGAACCCUCAUAAGACUACGCACUCUGCACUACAUUUUGAAGGCCUGAAUGGGAAAAAACACGGGAAUGGCCUGAAGGUAAACUGAGAGACGAUUCUCUUCGCCUGACACGAAUACAAAGGCUCUUAUCUGCUUUAUACACAGCUCAACUGGCUUGUACAUUUGAUUUUUUUUGUAAAUUUACAUUCUGUUUUGUAUACCAAAAGAUUUUGUUUUUGCAGGUAUACCAUAUUUUUUGCCAACAUAACUUUUUGACUAUUUAUCUGAAUGGAUAAAUCACUGAACAACCACACUGACUGUGAUGCUAUUAUGCGUACUUUAUGGAAUUGUUUAUAUAUACAUUUUGAAUGAAAUCCUAUUCAAUGUUUGGAGUUAUGAAUUAUGUAAGGGAUCAUUUGACCAAAGCCUCUGGUGUGAGAUUAAGUUUUUGCGUAUUUAAAAUAAUCAGACGAGGGAUCAACUGGUUCUACAAUGUUGGCCAUGAGCGAAGGUUUGUUUAAACAGGUUUACAGAAAAUGCACUACAACCCCAUGCUGGCCACCAAAAGACAGUAGGAAUGAAAAGGACGAUUUUAUUAUAUAAACUUUAAACCUCCAGGAGGGAUUCUGGAAUGACACUAUGAUUCUCUGCAUGAGAGAGAAUAUUAAAUGCACAGAUAAGCUUUCACGAUUAUUUAUUUUCAUCCUAAUGAUGGUUCACUUAAUAAACACCUUUUGUUCUUCA
Triplophysa dalaica is the source of this 2721-nucleotide messenger RNA. RefSeq names its product MINDY lysine 48 deubiquitinase 3 (gene mindy3). The record is from RefSeq and is a predicted model, not a curated record. The coding region runs from base 609 to 1949 and encodes 446 amino acids. NCBI's taxonomy places the organism in Eukaryota, Metazoa, Chordata, Actinopteri, Cypriniformes, Nemacheilidae. The transcript has 15 exons. Gene Ontology annotation, molecular function: cysteine-type deubiquitinase activity; K48-linked deubiquitinase activity. Gene Ontology annotation, biological process: protein K48-linked deubiquitination.